This is a messenger RNA of Exophiala aquamarina CBS 119918, 195 nucleotides long. RefSeq lists its product as uncharacterized. NCBI's taxonomy places the organism in Eukaryota, Fungi, Ascomycota, Eurotiomycetes, Chaetothyriales, Herpotrichiellaceae. The annotation marks the transcript as partial. The transcript has a single exon. The record is from RefSeq and is a predicted model, not a curated record.
GCUACGUGCACGAAUUAUCUGUGUCCAGACACUUUGGCUUGUGUUCAUUUUCCACACCACUGCCCGUGUCCGCACCCUGACGUUGAGGACAAGGUUGAAUUGGCUCCUGGAAUUGCUGUAUGUGCUAGCAAGGGGGGGUUCAAGGUUGGCGAGGCUGAACGCAAAAUCGAACUGGCUAGAAAAGGAUUGCUCUGA